ACAGAAAUAUUUUAAUAAAGCUUGUGAUUCUGUUCGAUUCUUUCUUUCUUUCGUCUUCAACCUCCCGAUUUGUUCCCACAACAAAUGUAUCCUACUGAACCACACGGAAGCUGUUGAUUGUGGUGUUUCGACCAGACUCCGGUCAUCGGAAUCAAACAAGUUUAAUUGAAAUCAUUUGAGACGGUGCAGUACUGAAGAGAGGAGAAAUCAGAUUUGAAACGUCCGUGGAAAUUUGUGUUCAAUGUGAAGAAAAUAACUAAUAAGAGAAGAAAACAAGGAGAGCGAAGUUGAUCUGUCAGUUUAGAAGAAGCUGUUGGAGUCGCAACCUUUUGGAAAUACCGUUGAGUUGUUGUGAAAAACGAUAUACAGAAGUUAAUAAGAUAAGCUUAGAAAAGAAAGGUUCCGCAUUUUCAAAAAUGGCGUCAGGAUACAAGACUGAUGAGGAGACGAACGAUAAAGAUAAUAGUAUCUGGGUUUUAGAUCACCAGAUGGACCAGUCAAUGGAGGAGGAGUCUAGGCAGCUAAGAAAUGUGCAUCAGGAAAAGGAUCAUUCUGUGUAUAAAAUUCUACAAUUUGCAUUCCAAAGCCUUGGAAUAGUGUAUGGAGAUUUGGGGACUUCCCCUUUAUAUGUCUUCUAUAACACAUUUCCUGAUGGAGUUGAAAAUACGGAGGAUUUGAUAGGAGCUCUGUCAUUGAUUAUAUACUCUCUAACUCUCAUAACCCUCAUUAAGUACGUAUUUAUUGUCUGCAAGGCAAAUGACAAUGGUCAAGGUGGAACAUUUGCUUUGUAUUCAUUGCUGAGCCGUCAUGCUAACAUAUUGACUAUUCCUAACCAUGACCUCAGCGAUGAGAAGCUUACAACUUAUAGUCGUGCUGUGUUCCGGGAACAAUCAUUUGCUGCAAAAACUAAGAGACGGCUGGAAGGGCAUCAUGUUAAGAAACAUGCAAUUCUUGUUCUCGUUCUUGUUGGCUCUUGCAUGGUGAUUGGGGAUGGAAUUUUAACACCUGCUAUUUCAGUUCUUUCUGCUGUUGAGGGGAUCAACGUUGGUCGUGCAAAAAUAAGCGGUGAUGUUGCUGUUCUUGUUGCCAUUGUCAUACUUAUUUUCUUGUUUAGCAUGCAACGUUAUGGCACAGAUAAAGUUGGUUGGCUUUUUGCCCCGGUAGUUUUUCUGUGGUUCAUCUUAAUAGGUGGCAUCGGCAUAUUUAACAUCUGCAAAUAUGAUUACACUGUCUUGAGAGCCUUUUCUCCGGUACAUAUAUAUCGGUACUUCAAAAGGGGAGGGAAAGAUGGAUGGACAUCUCUUGGAGGGAUCAUGCUUAGUAUUACAGGAACUGAAGCACUUUUUGCAGACCUAUCCCAUUUUCCAGUUUCCUCCAUACAAAUUGCUUUUACAGUAGUCGUAUUUCCUUGCCUUCUUUUAGCCUACACUGGACAAGUUGCCUAUCUCAUGAAACACCCAAAUUAUGUUGUCGGUGCCUUCUACCAUUCAAUUCCAGAAAGUAUAUAUUGGCCUGUAUUUCUUGUUGCAACUACCGCCGCUAUCGUUGCAAGCCAAGCCACCAUAUCUGCAACCUUUUCAUUAAUCAAGCAAGCCCUUGCACUCGGUUGUUUUCCAAGAGUUAAAGUUGUUCAUACUUCUACGAAGUUCCGUAAUCAGAUAUAUAUUCCUGAUAUUAAUUGGAUCCUGAUGGUCCUUUGCAUUGCCGUGACAGCUGGGUUUCAUAAUCAAACCCAAAUUGGAAAUGCUUCUGGAACAGCAGUGAUUAUAGUGAUGUUGGUAACCACAUUCCUCAUGACUUUAAUAAUGAUAUUAGUGUGGCAUUCUCACUGGAGUCUAGUUCUGCUCUUCAUUUCCUUAUCACUGAUUGUGGAGGGUUUCUACCUCUCCUCAGUUAUUCAGAAGGUUUAUCAAGGUGGCUGGGUUCCCCUGGUUAUAGCAACAACAUUUUUCAUCAUCAUGUACGUUUGGCAUUAUGGUACGGCUAAACGUUAUGAGAUUGAGAUGCACACUAAGGUUUCAAUGGCAUGGAUUCUUAGCCUUGGCCCCAGUUUAGGACUUGUAAGGGUGCCUGGGAUAGGACUUGUGUACACGGAACUAGCAAGUGGUGUCCCCCACAUCUUUUCACACUUCAUCACAAACUUACCCGCCAUUCAUUCUGUUGUGGUUUUUGUGUGUUUGAAGUGUUUGCCUGUCCACACAGUCCCAGAAGAAGAGAGAUUUCUAGUAAAACGGAUUGGACCAAAGAAUUUUCGCAUGUUUCGAUGUGUAGCUAGAUAUGGUUACAAGGACCUCCACACGAAAGAUGAUGAUUUUGAGAAGAAACUCUUUGAUAGCAUUUUCUUGUUUGUUCGACUUGAGUCGUUGAUGGAUGGUGGAUCUUCAGAUUCAGACGUGUCAAGUCUACUUGAUGAACAAAAUGAAACAGCUUUUGAUUACACACUGAAAGCCAUUAAUUCAAUGUGUUCAUCUUCAACAGCCCUACAAUUGGCAGACUCAAUUGAGAUUGUCAAUUCUCCAUUGCAUCAAAACGUAUCCACCAUAGCACCCGAUCGAGAGAAUGAUCAGACUGAGGUAGAUGAGUUAGAAUUCUUGGUUAGCAGUAAAAAUGUUGGAGUUGUACACUUUCUUGGAAAUACAGUAAUGAAAGCUAGGAGGGACUCUAGAUUCUGUAAAAGGAUCGCUAUAGAUUAUAUUUAUGCCUUUCUUAGAAAGAUAUGCAGGGAGAACAGCGUUAUGUUCAAUGUUCCUCAUGAGAGUUUGCUUAAUGUUGGUCAAACAUUCUAUGUAUGAUUUGUUUAGAAUCUAUAAGAAAAUUCAAUCUGAGUGGAUUCUUCAUCCAAUUCAUUUUCAAAA
Molecule: messenger RNA, 2855 nt
Organism: Cucumis sativus (cucumber)
Lineage: Eukaryota; Viridiplantae; Streptophyta; Magnoliopsida; Cucurbitales; Cucurbitaceae
Product: potassium transporter 11
Exons: 9
Coding region: 417-2792 (791 amino acids)
Biological process (GO): potassium ion transmembrane transport
Cellular component (GO): membrane
Molecular function (GO): potassium ion transmembrane transporter activity
Source: RefSeq, a predicted model, not a curated record